AUGUCCAGGCUUGAUGUGACGGAGACUUUUCAUGGCAUCUCCCUGCCAGGGCACCUCCAUACUAAGGACUCUCUGAACUACGCUACUCAGUUCCCAUUUCAAGACUCCGACACGCUAAUUGUGUCCUAUCCGAAAUCAGGCACCACAUGGAUGCAGGAGAUGGUGACUCUAAUUCUCAGUCGGGGAGACCCCACUCCAUCCCAGACGGUGCCCAACUGGGCACGUGCCCCGUGGCUGGAGCAGUAUUACUGCCCACAGGUCCUGAGUGCUGCCCAGGGGCCCCGCGUUCUCACCACUCACCUGCCUUACCACACGCUAGCUCCUGCUCUUCGAGGAUCCAAAACAAGGGUCAUCUACAUUGCAAGGAACCCUAGAGAUGUUGCUGUGUCGUACUACCACUUCCAUCAUAUGGCCAAGUUCCUCCCGGAGCCGGGGUCGUUUGAGGAGUUUCUUAACAACUUCUUAGAGGGAAAAGUGCACUAUGGAUCCUGGUUUAAUCAUGUGAAAGGCUGGACUGAUCCAAAGAAAGACAUUGAGAACUUUUUCUUCAUCACAUAUGAAGAGAUGCUCAAGGACCUGAGAGGCUCAUUACAAAGAGUGAGCAGCUUCUUACAGUGCCCCCUGCAGGAAGAAGAGAUAAACCGCGCCCAGGAGCAGUGUAGCUUCAGCACCAUGAAGGACAAUGACAUGGUCAACUACAAGCUCGUCACGCAAGACAUCAUGGACCACAGCCGGGGGAAGUUCAUGAGGAAAGGGAAAUCGGGAGACUGGAGGAACACAUUCCAUGAGUAUCAGAGCCGUGACUUUGAUGCUGUAUAUGAGGCACAGAUGCAGGAGUCGCAUCUGAAGUUGAUGUGGACAAGCACAGACACGCAGAUGCAAGAGUCACAUCUGAAGUUGAUGUGGACGAGCACAGACACACAGAUGACAGCCACGAGUCCAGCUCUCACAAGCCCAUUGAGACCUCCUGCAUGUGAAAUGUUUGUGAAUUAA
Alosa alosa (allis shad) is the source of this 993-nucleotide messenger RNA. It is a transcript of the gene sult5a1, whose product is annotated as sulfotransferase family 5A, member 1. The record is from RefSeq and is a predicted model, not a curated record. Gene Ontology annotation, biological process: sulfation. Lineage: Eukaryota; Metazoa; Chordata; Actinopteri; Clupeiformes; Clupeidae. The transcript is spliced from 6 exons. Bases 1 to 993 code for a protein of 330 amino acids. Gene Ontology annotation, molecular function: sulfotransferase activity. Gene Ontology annotation, cellular component: cytoplasm.